AUGCUGGGAGGCCUGGGGAAGCUGGCCACCACGGGCCUGGCCUACCGCACCGAGAAGGCCACCAAGGGAGUCAUUCAUGCCGUGGAGGAAGUGGUGAAGGAGGUGGUGGGACAUGCCAAGGAGACUGGCGAGAAAGCCAUUGCCGAAGCCGUAAAGAAAGUCCAAGAGUCAGGGGACAAAAAGAUGAAGGAAGUCACUGAGACAGUGACCAACACAGUCACAAAUGCCAUCACCCAUGCAGCAGAGAGUCUGGGCAAACUUGGACAGUGA
Piliocolobus tephrosceles (Ugandan red Colobus) is the source of this 270-nucleotide messenger RNA. RefSeq names its product protein FAM25A-like. The transcript has 3 exons. Lineage: Eukaryota; Metazoa; Chordata; Mammalia; Primates; Cercopithecidae. Bases 1 to 270 code for a protein of 89 amino acids. The record is from RefSeq and is a predicted model, not a curated record.